AUGGAAUCUUGCGCACGACGUCGUUUAUCUCUCCUUUAUUCACAUAUCAACCCACCUUCAGAACCCACAACGCUGCCCGCUCGUCUUGUUGCUUCAGCUUGCGCUGCGGAUGCCAAUGGAGGUCACGCAGUGGAAAGGAGGCACGGUGAUUGUGUAUUUUGCAAGAUUAUUCGCGGCGAAGCUCCUGCUCUCAAGUUAUACGAAGAUGAUGAGUGCCUGUGCAUUUUGGAUUCUUAUCCUUUAUGUUAUGGGCAUUCUCUCAUUAUUCCAAAGUGUCAUUUCCCUUCACUGGAUGCAACUCCUCCAUCAAUUAUUGGGGCUAUGUGUUCAAAAGUGCCCUUAAUUAGCAAUGCAGUCAUGAAAGCUACUGGCUGUGAUUCAUUCAACUUGCUAGUCAACAACGGUGCAGCUGCAGGUCAAGUCAUAUAUCACACCCACAUCCACAUAAUCCCCCGUAAAGCACACGAUUGCCUAUGGACUUCUGAGUCUUUACUAAGGCGCCCUUUGAAGCUUGAUCAAGAGGCUUCACAGCUUGUUAAUCGGAUUCGUGAGAGCUUGGUGUUUGUCGAGAACUAUCAAGAUAGCAAAGGUACUCAAGCAUCGAGUCUUGUCGAGAAUUAG
Striga hermonthica is the source of this 621-nucleotide messenger RNA. The record is from the annotation of a GenBank genome assembly. NCBI's taxonomy places the organism in Eukaryota, Viridiplantae, Streptophyta, Magnoliopsida, Lamiales, Orobanchaceae.